This is a messenger RNA of Eimeria tenella, 798 nucleotides long. RefSeq lists its product as uncharacterized. The transcript has a single exon. The record is from RefSeq and is a predicted model, not a curated record. Bases 1 to 798 code for a protein of 265 amino acids. NCBI's taxonomy places the organism in Eukaryota, Apicomplexa, Conoidasida, Eucoccidiorida, Eimeriidae.
AUGCCUCAAUCGCAGCAGCAGUGGCAGCAGCAGCAACGACAGCACCAGCAACAGCGGCAUCAGCAGCAACAGCAGCAGCCACAGACGAUGCUGCGAAUGCACUUUAUGCUGCUGUUGCUGGUGCUGCUGCUGGUAACAGAUUUAGCAUCAUCAGCAGCAACUGCAGCCGGAGCAACAACUCCGACUGCAGCAGCAGCAGCUGCAGCAGCAGAGCGGCAUCCUGGAAAAGGAGGCCAAAGAGCCUCAAAGCCUACCUCAGAAGUUGUGCUUUUGGGACAGCAGCGACAGCAACUAGAGCAGCAGCAACACGAGCUAGAACUGCAGCAGCAGCAGCAGCAGCAGCAACAGCAGCAACAGCAGCAGCUACAGCCGCGCCAACCGCAGCAUGAGUUAGUUGUACAUGUGGCAUCGCCGCCCCUGUAUGAUUUGCUGCCGCAGCAUCUGCAGCAGCAGCAGCAGCAGCAGCUGAGCUUGGAGCAACAACAGCAUGAACAACGGCAGCCACAAAAAUGGCAGCAACAGCGGAAAAAGCAGCAGCAGCAGCCGCAGCGGAAUCAGCAGCAGAAACGGCAGAAAAGGCAGCAGCAAGAGCAAACGAGUCUGGAGGGUUCCUUACCUUCGCGUGUUAUCCUAAAGGCAAAGGAGCACACAGCAGCAGCAGCAGCAGCAGCAGAAGCAGCAGCGGUAGCAGUAGUAGCAUAUGACAGAGCUGCUGCUGGUGCUGCUGCUGCUGCUUCUCGGAGGUUGUCAGGCUCAACGAACCCUGUGAGGCUUUUUUGCUGGCUGCUGCCUUCUUGA